Messenger RNA from Cynara cardunculus var. scolymus (artichoke), 983 nucleotides. RefSeq names its product 28 kDa heat- and acid-stable phosphoprotein-like. The record is from RefSeq and is a predicted model, not a curated record. The transcript is spliced from 8 exons. Gene Ontology annotation, molecular function: RNA binding. Gene Ontology annotation, cellular component: cytosol. Lineage: Eukaryota; Viridiplantae; Streptophyta; Magnoliopsida; Asterales; Asteraceae. The coding region runs from base 274 to 756 and encodes 160 amino acids.
ACAGAAAAAAGAAAAACUAGAAUCAUAUGCUCUCUUUUGCCAAACCCUACGGCGGUCAACCGGUCCACGUAGGCACGCCACCCCGACCUUCAUAGAUUCUCUCUCCAUAACCCCCACUCUCCUUUCUUUCAAGUUUCAACUAGGGUUUUUUCCUUUGUUCUCCAACACGGGGGAACAUUUAUCGCACCGAUUAAAGGGAGAGUUUCGAAAUCGUAGAAAUUCUUGCUUCUUUUCUUCAUCUUGAUCAACUCUUGUUCGGUAAAUCAAUCAAGUAUGGGGAGAGGGAAGUUUAAGGGCAAGCCUACUGGUCGUCGCCAAUUCUCUACUCCCGAAGAGAUGCUUGCUGGUACAUCUUCUCGUCCUCGCACAUUUAAAAAGGAAGAAGCUGAAGUUGAAGAGGUGGAAAGAUCUGAUGAAGAAUCUGAAGAGUCAUCUGAGGAAGACUCUGAUAGGAAGAAAGGAACCCAAGGUAUUAUUGAGAUCGAGAACCCCAAUAUGGCUAGGCCGAAGACCUUAAAAGCAAGAGAUGUUGAUCUGGAGAAAACUACUGAACUAUCAAGACGUGAAAGAGAAGAAAUUGAGAAACAGAGGGCUCAUGAAAGGUAUAUGAAGUUGCAAGAGCAGGGGAAAACAGAACAAGCAAGGAAGGAUUUAGAACGCUUAGCUCUUAUCAGACAGCAGAGGGCAGAAGCUGCUAAGAAACGAGAAGAAGAGAAGGCUGCGAAAGACCAAAAGAAGGCUGAAGCGCGGAAGUGAAACCGGGAAAUGGUGGUUUGAAUUGAAACUGGUAGUUUUCAUAUGUAUGGUUUAGCUGGUUCUAUAAAAAAAGUUGGAAGAUUUUAUAUAUGAUGCCAUUGGUGGCCAUUGUGGGGAUAUCCCUUUCACCAUCUUAAAAGUAAGGUAAUUUUGAUACCUUUUUCAUAAUCCUUAGGCUGGUCUACUGAUAUCUUGCACUUGCUGUGGGAAUGGAUCAAUUUUGUCAC